Messenger RNA from Esox lucius (northern pike), 1549 nucleotides. It is a transcript of the gene gemin8, whose product is annotated as gem (nuclear organelle) associated protein 8. Gene Ontology annotation, biological process: spliceosomal snRNP assembly. The record is from RefSeq and is a predicted model, not a curated record. The coding region runs from base 127 to 756 and encodes 209 amino acids. Lineage: Eukaryota; Metazoa; Chordata; Actinopteri; Esociformes; Esocidae. The transcript is spliced from 4 exons. Gene Ontology annotation, cellular component: SMN complex.
CUUUCAAAGGCUUCUGGGAGAACUCUUGUUCUGGUGAACACCGCGUGCAUUUUGUGCUGUCAGCGGCCGGGUACACGAAGUGAAGACAUUAGCUGCGAUCCCACACACUGCAGGAGGAACGCCGUCAUGGAGGACCAUGGUAGUGUCCACUCCAGUUUUUCUCACCCCGUGUACAGCCGCUACUGGCAGCACUACCAGCAGGCGAUGCACUGGUACCAGAGACACAGACAUGCCUACAAAAAGGCUUGGGAGGCUGCUUACGGGCCGGGUUACCCUGAUCAGUACAACACUGGCCAUCACCGCUAUGCUGACUGGCACGGGGGAGAGAGUAGCGGUAUAAAUGCAAGGGACAAUGUGGAGGAGUACGGUGGCACGGAUACGAAUGAGGAGGACAGUGACUCGGAUAGCGAGAUCGAAUGUGACGUCAGCAACAUGGAGAUCACUGAGGAGCUGCGCCAGUAUUUUGCCCAGACAGAGCGACACAAGGAGGAGCUCAAGAAGCAGCAACAGCUGGAAGCGGAGCAGCAGGAGCCCUACGCGUUGGCCGACCAGGAUAUGCACCGAGUUUCCUGGCGCAGCAGUGCCUUGCCGCCCUCUGAGCGGCCCGGCCAGCGUCGGGGAGUAGAGAUGAAGAAGCUUUACGGGGAAAACGCAGCGAAGAUCCAAGGCAUGGAGACCGCAAUGCAGCUCACUUUCGACAGAAACUGUGAUAGGAAACAGCCCAAAUAUUGGCCGGUCAUUCCCCUCAAGCUGUAGUUCCACCAGGGAUGUCUAUGUUCUGGAGCCCGCCCACAUGCUGCCUUACUAUAGACUACAAACUUGAAUAGAGCUGGUGAAAAAAGUCAGUAGGAAGAAAGCUGUUUGAAACGCAUAGAGACUAUUUUCAUCCAGAUCGCAAUACCAAGAAAUUCUACCAUAACUUCUUGUGACUACCAACAUUUUGAGAAAUGUGUUUUCUGCCCGUCUUACCAGUUAUUUUGUUUCUGGAUUAACAAUGAAAUGACGAAUACGUAACGAGUUGAAUUACACAGUUUUUCUGUUAGAGGUACAACUGCUGAAGACGCAUGCGAAAGAUGUGGAUAGGUGUUAUGCAUUUACAUGAACAUGUUGACUUCCCCGACGGAUGUUCGCAGACUCAGUAAUUCAGAUAGAUUUUCAGACAACGUUUUCUGUCGGACAAGGUCCAGUUUGCUCCACCAUCUGUGGUCCUUGAGUACCUGUGAUGUCAGUCUUGUGUUUUGAUGUGGAGGGAUUUCUAACUCUGUGUCACAAUGGUCCUCCUUGUACAGUUAACUGUAAAGGAAGAGUUGGCUGCUAUUUCUGUUUCACUGUAGAUCUUUUUCAUUUCAUCGUCUGUAGACUGAACCAUCAUCUUCAUUCCCCACAAUUCCACUUAAUGUUUUUCUCCGCCUUUUUCUUGAUUGUAUCUGUGUCUAAGUGACACUGAAUGGUCUCAUAUUCCCAGUACAUCUGUUUUAUACAAACUAUUCUUAUUUUUUAUAACAAUGUUGUUGAUAGAGUUUCAAAUAAAGAAUACAUAUAAUCUGUG